Prorocentrum cordatum is the source of this 573-nucleotide messenger RNA. The record is from the annotation of a GenBank genome assembly. NCBI's taxonomy places the organism in Eukaryota, Dinophyceae, Prorocentrales, Prorocentraceae.
AUGGGCCUCCUGUCGUUCGUGCUCUGGUGGCUCACCGUCUCGAAGGAAAUCUUCUCCAUGGUGAGCCUGAGCGACGCCCUGCGCUCGGUGCCGACCGCGGAGCAGACAGAGAUAUCCAGCACCGCUGACAGGCCCGCGCUGGUGUCGAUGGCGAGGUGGCGGAAAGCCACGGUCGUUGGCGUCCUCGUCGUGCGGUCGUUCGUGUGCUUGGCCCUUGCCGUCUGCGGCACGCUGCACCUUGCCUCGACGAUCUCGCUCGGCGACCUCCUGCUCAACGCCGUCGCCCUCGAGGUGCUGUGCUCUCGCUGGACGAGCUCAGCUUCGACGUCCUGGCCUCCCGCUCCAUUCGGCUCAUCAUCUCCUCGACGGCGCCGCUGGCGAAGCCUCCCAGCCCCGCAUGGCGUGGCCUCGACGGGAGGCCCAUCGUGGCGAGCGUUGCCAUCGCUGUCGGGCUCGCACUCGUGUACGGGCUCACUCUGCGGGAGCAGUCGCGAGUUCUCAUGGACGCGCGAGAAGCGAUCUGUGGCGGCAACCUGGACUUCCUCGCCAGCGUCGACCAGAACGGCACGGUGA